Molecule: messenger RNA, 1182 nt
Organism: Cimex lectularius (bed bug)
Lineage: Eukaryota; Metazoa; Arthropoda; Insecta; Hemiptera; Cimicidae
Product: hydroxymethylglutaryl-CoA lyase, mitochondrial
Exons: 6
Coding region: 79-1080 (333 amino acids)
Biological process (GO): L-leucine catabolic process; ketone body biosynthetic process
Molecular function (GO): hydroxymethylglutaryl-CoA lyase activity
Source: RefSeq, a predicted model, not a curated record
CUAAUAUUUUCUUUUUGGUGCGCUGACACUGCUGUUUAUUCCACAUCUUUACUCUCGUUCCAUCAACCUGCUAAAAAAAUGGUGGUCUCACGACUUUUUGCAAGAGGACUCAGCUUGGGAAAAUUCCAGGGCACCUGUUCCCACAUGUUAAUCAGGAAUCUUAAGCAAGAUUCGUUUUCGACCAGCUGGCCAAAGAGGGUGAAAAUCGUGGAAGUCGGGCCACGAGAUGGUCUGCAGAACGAGCCGAAAAACAUCCCGACCAACGUUAAAAUCGAACUCAUCCAACGGCUGACAGAAGCCGGCCUGAAGGACAUAGAAACAACUAGUUUUGUUUCACCCAAAUGGGUACCACAAAUGGGCGACCAUAAGGAGGUCAUGCAGAGCUUAGAGAGGCUUCCAGGCGUCAAUUAUGUCGCUCUAGUACCCAACCUAAGAGGGCUCGAAUCUGCACAAUCGGUGGAUACCAAAGUGAUAGCAGUAUUUGGCGCUGCGUCUGAGACUUUCAGCCUUAAAAACAUCAAUUGUUCAAUAGAAGAGAGCGUUAACAGGUUCAGAGAUGUCGCAAAUGCAGCUAAAGCGAAAGGAAUGAAAGUCAGAGGUUAUGUGUCCUGUGUAUGCGGCUGUCCAUAUGAGGGAGCUGUCGAUCCAAAAAAAGUCGCUUAUGUAGCUAAAAAGCUAGAUGAAAUAGGUUGUUAUGAAAUUUCUCUGGGUGACACAAUAGGAGUUGGAACACCCGGUACUAUGAAAGCAAUGCUAGAAGAAGUUAUAAAAGAGGUUCCGGUUAAUAAACUCGCUGUUCACUGUCACGAUACUUACGGUCAAGCACUGUCGAACAUCUUAACCGCACUACAGAUGGGUGUCACGGUCGUCGAUUCAUCAGUGGCAGGGCUUGGCGGUUGCCCGUACGCAAGAGGCGCCUCUGGAAACGUCGCGACAGAAGAUCUAGUCUACAUGCUCAAUGGCAUGGGCAUCAAAACUGGUGUUGAUCUCAGCAAAGUUCUGAGUACAGCAGCAUUCAUUUGCAAUGCCCUGGACAGAACAACACAGUCAAAAGUCGGCCGGGCCAUGCCGAAAUUGUGACUUUGUUGUCGUGGAUGUUAAUAAUACCUGUGAUUUCCUUUGAACUUCAGUGAUAAACUGUCCUAUCCAAUUCGAUAAAAAAUUAUGUUUAUUUACGCAUUG